AUGGGCGCCACAAUUCAAGAGAUCGGAUAUGCAUUUCUAGAAACUUACUACCACAGGAUGAAUAAAGAUCCAUCUAAGGUUUCAUGUUUAUAUUCGCAAACAGCAGAAUUAACACAUACGAAUUAUCAAGUCGAUUUUACACCUAGUUCAGACACACUACCAACGGUUAAAUUAACAGGAAAAGAGAACAUAAGCAAAUUCUUCACUAGAAAUAACAAGAAAGUCAGUGAUUUAAAGGUGAAAGUUGAAUCUUGUGAUUUCCAAACAACGGGUUCAUCCCACUCUGGUAUAUUAAUUUUAAUUACGGGGGAAAUGUUUUGGACAGGAACACCGACUUAUAGGUUUGUCCAAACUAUUAUACUAGCGCCAAGUGGUUACAGGGAUACAUUUGAUGUGACGAACGAUGUAAUUAGAUUCAUUGGCGACAAUCUGCUUCCGGAGACUGAUGUAAAGGAAGAAACUAAAGAGCAAGAAGAGGAACCAAUAAAAGAACCAGUAAAGGAAACAGUAAAGGAACCAGUAAGGGAACCAGUAAAGGAAACAGCAAGGGAACCAGUAAAGGAACCAACGAAGGAACCAGUAAAGGAACCGGUAAAGGAAUCAAUAAAGGAACCGGUAAAGGAACCGGUAAAGGAAUCUUCCAAAGAGCCCGAAAAGAAGCAAGAACUUAACCGAGGACAAGACGAGUCUAAUUCUAAAUUAGAAAGACAAGAAGAAAAGGAAGCAUCUAAGAAGGAAAGUAAAGAGGCAAAGGAAGAGGAGAAGAAGGUAGAAGAGCCCCAAGAAGAUUCGAAAUCGCAAGGUAAAGAGCCUUCGAAAGAAAAUUCACAAGAGCCUGUAUCGCCACAGCCAACGCUGCCCCAACAACCAGUUAGAAUAAGUUGGGCAUCAAAAAUUGCAGCUCAUGGAGAUUCUUCAAAGACUAAUACCAGUGAAACACCAUACAAUGGCACCGCUGUGAAAAAACCAAUAGACGGUAAAUCAGAUUUGUCGAGUCGUAAGGACAUUAAUAGCAGGACCGACAGAAGCGAUAGAGCCCUUAACAAGAAAAAGACUGUUUUCAGUACGGUGAACAAAGAUGGAUACUAUCCGAUUUAUAUCAAGGGAACGGCUGGAAUCAAAGAAGAUAGACUGAAAGAUACCUUAGAAGCAGAAUUUGGUACAGUUAUGAAGAUUACCAACGCAGACAGCUUUGCAGUGGUAGAUUUCGAAACCCAGAAGAGUCAAGUGGAUGCGCUAGAUAGAAGGCAAUUAACAGUUGAUGAUACAGAAGUUGUCAUGGGUCGUAAAACGGUCAAGAAAAGUCCUUCACCACCGGUUGGAAAUGCACAGACACCAUUACGCCCUCAUAAAAAGCAUUCAGGUAAAAAAAGAGAGUGA
Zygosaccharomyces rouxii is the source of this 1380-nucleotide messenger RNA. It is a transcript of the gene BRE5, whose product is annotated as Bre5p. Lineage: Eukaryota; Fungi; Ascomycota; Saccharomycetes; Saccharomycetales; Saccharomycetaceae. The record is from RefSeq and is a predicted model, not a curated record. Bases 1 to 1380 code for a protein of 459 amino acids. Gene Ontology annotation, molecular function: mRNA binding. Gene Ontology annotation, cellular component: Ubp3-Bre5 deubiquitination complex; ribonucleoprotein complex; cytosol. The transcript has a single exon. Gene Ontology annotation, biological process: protein deubiquitination; ribophagy.